Messenger RNA from Rosa chinensis, 1077 nucleotides. RefSeq names its product cytochrome b5 domain-containing protein RLF. The record is from RefSeq and is a predicted model, not a curated record. Lineage: Eukaryota; Viridiplantae; Streptophyta; Magnoliopsida; Rosales; Rosaceae. The transcript has 6 exons. The coding region runs from base 166 to 843 and encodes 225 amino acids. Gene Ontology annotation, molecular function: heme binding.
GUAGGCUGGGUUGGCCCCCCUUCAACCAUCGUUUUGUUUCCCCUCCCAUUCACAUUCUUUGUUUCGGUCGCCUGGAAACUCCAAGUGGAGCCGCAACUAGACUUUGAGGCGGCGAAUUUCUACACGAUUGCUCGAAAUAAUCUGGGAACUUCAUUCAGCUUCGGAAUGGACACUGAUAACGAUUUCACAUUUUGCCAGGUUGGCUCACCUGAAAACCAGGAUGCUCUCGAAACAAAGAAGCUUGCUUCAGAUAUAGAUGCUAUUAACAUAAACGAUGGAUUGUCGAAUGGCACUAUUAGCAAUCAGAAUAGUGGUUCAAUGUGGAAAGGUGGAGUGCCAAGGGGUGCCACCUCUGAAAAACAGAAAACAGUUGGAUCUUUGUCUGUCACUGUUAUUGAUGCGUCAUCCACGAACGAAUACUCACAAUUUCCAAAAAAAGUACCAUCAGGAGAUGGUGGAAAGUCAGUGAAGCCUGCACCUCGUGCCAAAGUUCCUUUUGAGAAGGGAUAUAGCCAAAUGGAUUGGCUUAAGCUUACUCGAACACAUCCUGACCUUGCAGGUUUGAAGGGACAGUCAAAUAAGAGGCUUAUUUCCAUGAAUGAAGUUAAACAGCACCAAAAAGGGGAUUCUAUGUGGACUGUUCUAAAAGGCCGUGUGUACAAUUUAUCUCCAUACAUGAGAUUUCACCCUGGAGGUGUUGAUAUUCUAAAGAAGGCUGUGGGGAAAGACUGCACUUCUUUAUUCAAUAAAUACCAUGCUUGGGUCAAUGCUGAUUUUUUACUUGAGAAGUGUCUCGUUGGUACUUUAGAUGAUGGACAAGGGCAGCAAAAUUCCAGUCACUAAAAAGUAUAGGCUCAUACUUCAUACAUGCAGAUUGGUCCAGCAAAUCAUUCAAAGUGACAAGUUAACAUUAUAUUGAUACCUGAUUAUGUAUCUAAUUUUUGUAACAAUAUUUACUUUUGCAUAUAAUUUGUGUAUCAAUCUGUCAAACUCAGAUUUUUUUCAUCAUCUUACCUGUUUUCAUUAACUUAUUAGAAAUGUAACUACAUGCAAUUGAACAUUAUGAUUUGUACUUUC